Penicillium cosmopolitanum is the source of this 1338-nucleotide messenger RNA. RefSeq lists its product as uncharacterized. Bases 1 to 1338 code for a protein of 445 amino acids. The transcript is spliced from 4 exons. The record is from RefSeq and is a predicted model, not a curated record. Lineage: Eukaryota; Fungi; Ascomycota; Eurotiomycetes; Eurotiales; Aspergillaceae.
AUGGCUCCACAAUCGUCGUGCCAUAUUCCAUUCGCCCACUAUGCACUUAUCUAUAUUGACAGCGCGGGCAAGUUGGGCUGCGAAGAGUCAGCCAGCAUCACGGAGCAGAAUAUGACACUUUUCUCUCCGGAUGUUCGCCAGACAUUCCUAGAGACACUUGGCGAGAAAAUUGGACUCCAUCAACCUCUCUCUGGGGGCAUCUCCGCGCAGAGUCCGCCGCCGCCGCGGCAAUGCCCGGCUUCCAUGAACCACAGCCGACUGGCUGAUGAUUCUGACAGUGAUGACUAUCCUCCCGCGGGUAAUGAGACUACUUCUAUUCGCGUUGGAGACGCCACGAAGCUUAUGAACUACUAUGAGGGUGCUCUCAAGCAUUUCCAACAACUUAACUGCCGCAUGGUUGCCAAGGCCUUUAUCAAGUUCAUUGAGCCUCGUAAGCAAGUGAGACACCCAUACAACGGUGGCAAACCUCCAGCUGGAUCUGCCCCCGGUACUACCGGUGACCCUGAAAAGACCAAGCCUGAGUGGUGGCCCCCUGGUGUCAUGCACAAGGAGCCUGACCACCUACGCAAAGAGUAUCGCAUUGAGCUUUUGCUUCAUAUUAUCCGCAAGCUUGGAGGCUUCGGAAUCACGUCCGACAAGCUCAAGGAAGUUGCUAGCGAUACCAAACGCAGCCUGAAGCACCCCUCUCAUGUGGAUAUCAUCCUGGAAGUCCUCCGUGUUCGCAAGAUGGAGGAGCGAUGGGAGCGUGGUGAAGUUGACGCCAACACUCUAGUCUACGUGAUGAACCGAGGACCAAGCCCUAAGGGCGACGAGGAAGAAGAGUCUAACGACGGUCCUGUAUCGGUCUUGGACAUUGAGCAUCUCGAAGACGGCCUUCUCACCCCGAGCUCAUCUGAGCAAACUGCUCCUCUCACAACCCCCAUCGACGCCAUGGGCCUCCCCCCCUCGCUCUCUGCCUGGCAGCUUCUCCCUCGCAGAGCCUCUCACCUUCGAGAGCCGCGAUCCACCCCUGUCACCGCGGAAAUGAUUAGCCCGCAUGAUGUCUCUGUCUUCGCCUACUCAUCUCAGCCAUCUUAUCCAUCCUCCACACCGGACCAGCACUGGUCCACCCCAACUUUCCGGCAAGACAUCUUCAGCCCGGUAGGCUACAAUGCGCCAGUCACUACGCAGCCCUCAAUGCCAUACAACAUGGCAAUGGCUCCGCCGACGCAUUCUAUGCACGGCUUGCCCAGUCACGAACAGCCGCCCAUGGACCCGAUCAGUCGGUCUCUACCAUUCCGAACUGGUUCCUUGGGCCACCCUCAUCCACACGGCUCUCCACUUGCCCACCUUUCCUAA